This is a messenger RNA of Alternaria atra, 921 nucleotides long. RefSeq lists its product as uncharacterized. NCBI's taxonomy places the organism in Eukaryota, Fungi, Ascomycota, Dothideomycetes, Pleosporales, Pleosporaceae. The transcript has a single exon. The coding region runs from base 1 to 921 and encodes 306 amino acids. The record is from RefSeq and is a predicted model, not a curated record.
AUGCCACCCCGCCCGUCUAGUUUCCUGCGAUCAGUCGCUUCAUCUUCGGUUCCUUGCCUACCACGUCUACCAUCGCCAUAUAUCUGCCACUCAUGUCUCCGUCGCACCAUACCCUCUCCUCCACGGCGCAUCCAAGUCUCACACUUCCAUGCCACAGCUUCACGAUACGCCGAUAACUUAGUCAAUCAUUACGAGACGCUGCAUUUGAACUCGACAGCCUCUGCCUCUGAAAUCAAGCGUCAAUUCUACACGCUCUCGAAGAAAAACCACCCGGACCACAAUCGUAACGAUCCCGAAGCCUCUACACGUUUCGUCGCGAUAAGCGAAGCCUAUCACGUUCUCUCCGUACCAGAGAAGCGCGCCCAAUACGAUGCACAACUAGAACAUUCGCAACGACAAUCACGAUGGGGACAGAGCGGGAGUGAAUACCCGCAAGGGAGUUACAGCUCCGCUGCAUAUGGUUCAAGACCAGCCAGUGGAUUGAACAAGAAGCGCAGUACCUUCCGAGGUCCACCUCCCUCGUUUUAUAAGUCUGGCGGCUAUGGACGCCACGGUGCGAAGCGAGCUGAAUAUGCAUAUUCAAGCGCACAGGACGGAGGGGAAACAGGCAAAGAUGCCGGUCAAGAGUCAUACGGCGAAUGGGGUGGAUUUGGCCCAGGACAACAGAAGCAAGGCAAUCAAGUCCCCCACUUCGAUGACAUAAGGCAUAAGGAAACGCAUGACAACGUAAACGAGCAUAUAUGGGCCAGGCGGAAAAGGCUACGCAGAAAUAGCAUCAAACUAGAAGAAGAAUGGGAGAAGGGCAAUAUGGUAGUCAAUUUUCUGGCCGUUUCAACUGUUAUUGCACUCAUUGGGAUUACGGCCAAGUUUUUCGAGAAUCGACAUGAGGCUAGUCAUCGUAAGACCAAGGAGAGUGCUUGA